UUAAAGUUUCUAUAUAACCAACUUCCUAGAGGAAAAGGGGUUCAUUUUUUAAGGCAUUGAAAGAGAGGGUUAGUGAAAGAGAGGGUUGAAGACUUCAAAAAUCUAAGAGGGUGGGGUGAAGUGGGGUUUGAUUUUUACCCUACAAGAAAGUUUGGUGUGCAGCAAAAAGAAGCUUUUAAACUGGGUGUCAAUGGAAGGGUUCGAGAGGUAUGGUAAGAAGAGGGUGAUGGUCGUGGUGGAUCAUACAUCAAAUUCUAAGCAUGCUAUGUUGUGGGCUCUGACUCAUGUGGCUAAUAAGGGUGAUUUGGUCACUCUUCUUCAUAUUGUUUCUCACUCAACAAACAGGCUCUCUGAAAUGCCUUCUGAUUCUUCUUCUUCCUCCUCAUUUCUUGCUAAUUCUCUUGGCUAUCUCUGCAAAGCUUCUAGACCUGAGGUAGAAGUUGAAGCACUGGUGAUUCAAGGCCCAAAACUAGAGACAGUUUUGAGCCAAGUGAAGAAGCUUGAGGCAUCUGUUUUGGUGGUACCCCAGAAAAAGCCUUCACUUUUUGGUUGCUUCUGUGGGACCAACAGCUCAGAGCAGCUUGUUGAACAGUGCAUCAACCAUGCAGAUUGCUGUACAAUUGGGGUUAGAAGACAGACCAAUGGCAUGGGAGGUUACCUUAUCAACACCAGAUGGCAGAAGAACUUCUGGCUUCUUGCUUAGUUGUCUUCUUCUACAUUUAACAGACAAAAAAAUAUCACCAAUGCAUUGUCCAUCAUGUUAGCUCUAAUCUUAAUCUUAACCCUGUAACUAAAAGGAAUGAGCUAGAUGCUCUUUAGAUUGUAGAACUCUUCAUCGUAGUUCAAUGUAUUCCUCUUCCCUAAGCAUUUUCAUAAUCAGAAAUUCACAUCUUUCAUUCCAA
Cucumis sativus (cucumber) is the source of this 902-nucleotide messenger RNA. RefSeq lists its product as uncharacterized. NCBI's taxonomy places the organism in Eukaryota, Viridiplantae, Streptophyta, Magnoliopsida, Cucurbitales, Cucurbitaceae. The record is from RefSeq and is a predicted model, not a curated record. The coding region runs from base 191 to 703 and encodes 170 amino acids. The transcript is spliced from 3 exons.